CUAGAAACAAUGAACGUCACUGUGAUGAAGGUCCUCAAUGGGUCUGAGCGGUGUCCCAGGGACACACGGAUCACUGAGCUGCUCUUUCCAGCCCUCUACACUGGCAUCUUCCUCACCGGCCUCCUGCUCAACACUCUGGCCCUGUGGGUGUUCAGUCACAUCCCCAGCUCAUCCACCUUCAUUGUCUACCUCAAAAACACACUGGUGGCUGACUUGGUAAUGACACUCAUGCUUCCAUUCAAAAUCCUCUCUGAUGCACACCUUGCACCCUGGCAACUCCGAGCUUUUGUGUGCCGCUUCUCAGCCGUCGUCUUGUAUGAGGCCAUGUACGUGGGUAUCACUCUGCUGGGCUUUAUCGCCUUUGACAGAUUCCUCAAGAUCAUCAGACCUUUUGGGAAAUUUUUCGUACAGAAACCUGCUUUUGCAAAAAUAGUCUCAGCUUUCAUCUGGCUCUUCAUGUUCCUCAUCUCGCUGCCAAAUAUGAUUUUCAGUAACCGGGAGGCAACACCACAAAGAGUGAAGAAGUGUACAUCUCUGAAAAGUUCUCUGGGGUUGAAAUGGCAUGAAGUGGUGAAUUACAUAUCCCAGUUUAUUUUCUGGAUGGUGUUUGUUCUCAUGCUUCUGUUCUAUAUGGUCAUUGCAAAAAAAGUAUAUGAAUCAUACAGAAGAUCCAAAAGUAAGGACAGUAGAAACAACAAAAAGCUGGAAGGUAAAGUGUUUGUUGUGGUGGCUGUGUUCUUUGUAUGUUUUGUCCCAUUUCAUUUUACCAGAGUUCCAUACACUCUCAGUCAAACUAACAAUAAGACUGACUGUAGGCUGGGAAAUCAACUGUUUCUUGCAAAGGAAACAACUCUCUUUAUGGCAGCAAGUAACAUUUGUAUGGAUCCCUUAAUAUAUAUAUUUUUAUGUAAAAAAUUCACAGAAAGACUACCAUGUAUGAGAAGAAAAAAGACCGCAGCAUCAAGCCAAGACAAUCACAGUAGUCAGACAGACAAUAUAACCCUAAAUUGA
Molecule: messenger RNA, 1011 nt
Organism: Elephantulus edwardii (Cape elephant shrew)
Lineage: Eukaryota; Metazoa; Chordata; Mammalia; Macroscelidea; Macroscelididae
Gene: P2RY13
Product: purinergic receptor P2Y, G-protein coupled, 13
Exons: 1
Coding region: 10-1011 (333 amino acids)
Biological process (GO): negative regulation of adenylate cyclase activity; G protein-coupled receptor signaling pathway
Cellular component (GO): membrane
Molecular function (GO): G protein-coupled purinergic nucleotide receptor activity
Source: RefSeq, a predicted model, not a curated record